AUAAAUGUACCACGGCGUCGGACUCCCAAUUCAAAGAUUUUAACGAUGUUCUUUUGCUGACAGUGGACGACACGGAGUUUAACGAAGCGCAAAAAAUAUUAGAGAAUGUCGAAAUACCAAGCAAGAAAGACGAAAGUGACAAAAACCGUUGCUUUGGAAAAAUUGGAAGAAAUAAAGUUACGCUCUUGAAAGUUCCAUACUUCGGCAAGACCGGCGCUUCGUCAGGUCAUGACGUUCUGGUUUAUGAAACAAUCCAAGAAGUUAAACCGAAAGCUAUUGUUAGUCUGGGAGUUUGCGAUGGUGUAAGGGAAGAAGAACAUUUCCUUGGUGAUGUCGUGGUGUCGUCACAAGUUUGCUUUCUUGAGCAACAGGAUGAUGGUUUGUCAAAUUUUGAUCGUACAACGUAUGACUGCAAUUUGGGAUUGGUGCAUUUGUUCGACCGUGGGAAAUUUGCGUGGGUUGGUCCUUGUGAAAAUGUGGUAGUUCCAAAA
This is a messenger RNA of Paramuricea clavata, 491 nucleotides long. NCBI's taxonomy places the organism in Eukaryota, Metazoa, Cnidaria, Anthozoa, Malacalcyonacea, Plexauridae. The record is from the annotation of a GenBank genome assembly.